GUGUCCCCGCAAGUAGUUUGUUUUCCAGCGGCGGGCUGACGCGGUUCGUUAGCUUGUAGCUAGCUAGCGUCGUGUAGCGCUAGCUCCCGCAGGUAAACACCCAGCUCGUCCGCCGGGGAGAGGACGGGACGUGGCCGCGCUGCUCGCCUGCUGUAAGCGGCGGUCAGCCCCGGGAUUACACGGCUAACGCUCAGUUAAUACGAUGAUCCAAGGAUGUGCCCACUGUCAACACCGUGCUGGAGUUAGCUCGACACAGGCAGUGUCGGUAGUAUGCGUUUAGAUUAUGAGUAACGACCCUCAAGAACGAGUUUCUACAUCACAACAAACACAGGCCAGUCUAUCCAUCUGGGGAUGGGGGGGUCUUGGAGUCGUGCUGUUCCUCGUCACCUUUGGACCCUUUGCCAUAUUUUACCUGGCCUUUUAUAUCUUCUGCUUUGUUGGAGGGGGCUUUGCGGUCACUCUGCUCUAUGGAAAGAUCAACUCAGAGAAACACCUGGAGAAAUGCGAGCACUCUUACUUGCCACCCACACAGAUUGGUAUAGUGAAGACAUUGGAUGAGAUGAAGCUAGAAAAUAAGCCUAUAAAGAUUGACCGGAGAUUGACUGGUUCCAGUUUUAUAGAUGAACCACUACAACAGGUGAUCCAGUUCGCUCUGAGAGACUACAUCCAGUACUGGUACUACACUCUGAGCGAAGAUGAAUCCUUUAUAUUGGAGAUCAGACAAACUCUGCAGAACGCACUCGUCCAGUUCUCCACACGGUCCAAAGAGGUGGACUGGCAGCCUUACUUUACCACUCGCCUGGUGGACGACUUUGCCACCCAUUUACGUGUCUUCAGAAAAGCCCAGGAUCGCCUCGCUGACAGAGAGGACAAGCAGAGAGACAUAACAGAGGAGCUGGUGGACUCGUUCUUUGAAGCCGAGGUGGAGAUGGAGAGGAAGAUUUGCAGAGACUCAGUGUGCACUUCAAACAAAGACGAAGAAGGUUUCCUUCGGGACUUGUGUGAGUUGCUUCUGUAUCUGUUACUACCUCCUGGAGAUUUCCACAACAAGAACAUGAGAUACUUCCUAAGGGAGGUGUUGGCUCGUGGUGUGCUGCUUCCUCUGAUCAACCAGCUGAGCGACCCGGACUACAUCAACCAGUUUGUCAUCUGGAUGAUUCGGGACUCCAGUUGUAACUAUGAAGCCUUCAUGAACAUACUGAAGUUGACGGACAAACCUCCUGAGCUGGAAGCUGUCAAGGACAAGGUGGUGGAAGAGCUGCAGUAUCUCCGCUCCCUGGACACUGCUGGAGAUGACAUCAAUGUGAUCAAAAACCAGAUUAACAGUCUUCUGUUUGUGAAGAAGGUGUGUGAGACCAGGAUCCAGAGGCUGAAGUCGGGCAAGGAGGUAGACGCCUUGAAGCUGGCAGCCAACUUCGGCAAGCUGUGUGUUAUCCCCCUGGAUCACAUCCUCGUCCACAACAUAGCCCUGCAGUUCUUCAUGGACUUCAUGCAGAUAGCGGGGGCGCAGGCCGAGCUGUUUUUCUGGCUCACUGUGGAGGGCUACAGGGUGACAGCACAGCAGCAACUGGAGGCUAUGCUGGGCUGGCAGAAAGAUGGCAAGAAGCAGCCCAGCGCCACCAAAGGACUUCUGAAGGCCGCUGCACUCGGUGUCUUCGAACAAUACCUCUCUGAAAAGGCGUCUCCCAGGGUGCAGGUGGAAGAGGAGUCGGUAACAAGACUUUGGGAGAAGCUGCAGAAAGAAGAUCCCACGCCGGAGAUAUUUGAUGAAAUCCAGAGACAGGUGUAUGACAUGAUGCUACGUGAUGACCGCUACUACCCCUCCUUCAAGCAGAGUCCUCUGUACGUCCGUAUGCUCGCAGAGCUGGAUAUGUUGAAAGAACCAAGUUACCGGGGAUCUGACGACGGCGAUGGAGAGUCUUUCAACGGCUCUCCCACAGGAAGCAUAAACCUAUCUUUGGACGACUUGUCCAACUCCUGCCAUGAUGAAUCUAUGCAACUUCAUGCCUUCAUCUCGGACACAGGGGUUUGCAACGACCACGGCAAGACCUACGCGCUGUACGCCAUCACUGUGUUCAGACGCAACCAGGAUGGCAGCGAGGACUGCUGGAAGACCUACCGCCGCUAUUCAGACUUCCACGACUUCCAUAUGAGGAUCAUUGAACAGUUCGAGAACAUGGGGUCGAUCCUCAAGCUGCCAGGAAAAAAGACAUUCAACAACAUGGACAGAGACUUCUUAGAGAAGAGAAAAAAAGACCUCAAUGCUUACCUACAGUUGCUAAUGAACCCAGAGAUGGUGAAGGCCUGCCCAACUCUGAUUCCUUAUGUCUACGACUUCCUAGAAAACAAGGCCUACAGCAAGGGCAAAGGAGACUUUGCACGAAAGAUAGACACAUUUGUCAAUCCUUUGAAGAGCUCAAUGAGGAACGUGUCCAAUGCGGUGAAGGCCCUGCCGGACAGCCUGGCUGAAGGAAUGACCAAGGUAUCUGACAACAUGGGACGCAUGUCAGAAAGACUGGGUCAGGACCUUAAACAAUCUAUACUGAAGGUGCCCCCACUCCUCCCCAAGUCAGACAUCGACCCUGAACACUGUCGAGUCUCCGCGCAGCUGGAUGAUAACGUGGACGAUAACAUCCCGCUGAGGGUAAUGCUGCUGCUGAUGGAUGAAGUGUUUGACUUGAAGGAGAAAAAUCAGUGGCUGCGCAGGAACAUUAAGAACCUGCUGCAGCAGCUCAUCAGAGCGACAUAUGGAGACACCAUCAACAGGAAAAUCGUGGAUCAUGUGGACUACUUGACUGCACCAGAGCAGGUGGCUGACUAUGUCAAGAAGUUCAGGGAUUCCUACUGGCCCAACGGUAUACUGGCUGAGACAACGCCCCGCCGGGACAAGAGCAUCCGCAUGAGGACACGAGUAGCUGCCAAGACCAGCCUGCUGGGUAUCAUGCCAGAUGAACUGAAGCACAUCAUUGGAGCGGACACCACGAGAAAGGGCAUCCUGCGCGUCUUCGACAUGUUCCAGUAUCAACCCAUGAACCGACGGCUCGUCUACGUUUUCCUGGAGGGCUUCUUGGAGACAAUGUUCCCCCAGUACAAAUUCCCCGAGCUCUUUGUCAAGCUGCACUCCCGCUCACCGCGCAUCCACCGAUACAGCCAGAAACUCAAAUCGGCCUCUCUCAAGAGGUGACAGGAAAGGACGAGGCAACGGGACCGACUAAACACACACAGACUUGGGAGUGAAGAGUGAGAGCGGGGGCUUGACUUGAAGCUUGAGGUGUGUGUGCGUGAUCUCUGCCCUUCCACUUCGCUCACACUCUCUGGUGAUAAACACUCCUAUGAUCAAGCUGAUUGUCUCUUUGAAAACCGAAGGAUGAACAACAGACAGCCCUCCUCACGCUCUGUGACACACACAUGCGCAAACACAAGUCCUGUAAUUUGCACCAAGACUGAACAUGGCAGUCUUUUCUUUUAGCUUCUAUGUUUUCUCCCUCCUUUUUGGAUUUUUUAGUUGUCUAGCUUUACCCCCGGGCCAGUCGAUGCUGCUUUCCCAUGGUCCAGAGAGCUGACCACAGAUACUGUAUUGUUUUUAAACUGCAGGAGUAGAUAGCGUAGACCCGCACCUUGCCUUACCUUCCCGUUUCUUCUGUCUUUCAGCCAGCUCAGUCUGCCACCAUUAAGCUGGCCGUCGUUAUAGCUACCCUCAAUGCUGUAGACAUGUCAACUGCGAAAUCUAUAUUUUGUUUCCACAGCAACCAAAUAUGUCAAAAUCACUGGGUUGAAGAGGCGCUGUUUUUAAAAAUGUGACUGAACAAAUGUGGGUCGAAAGGAGGAUUUUUAUUUUUAUCGUCAGCAUUUUUCCCCAGCCUCAAUUUUUCUCUUGACUCAUAUUUUUUCCCCUUUUUUGCUCGUCCGAAGUGUGACAUCAUCUGUGCCGCCCACGAUCCUCAAAGAGAAGGCCACCUCCCCUUUAACACUAAUGUCAUAACCUGUGACGACCAAAGCUCACGCUGUUCCUACGUGUGUGUGUGUGUGUGUGUUUGAUGACGGGAUCCUCUAAACAUGCUGUGCAUCAUAUCAAUAAUCGUGUUGGAGCAAGAGAAUGAAGUGUUGGCCGUAAAGCUGAGGCUGAGACGACACGCUGAAGUGUGUCACAGCUGUAGGGAGAUCAACUUUGGAGCUAUCUGAGAAUCUAGCUAUCAAAGAAUGUGCUCUCUGGUCCAGUCUGUAUUUUGCUUGUGUAGAAUUAAGUGCAAGUGUGUGUUUGUGUGUGUGUGUAUGAGUGUCAGAAACUGUGCCAGUCUGAGCGAGUGAACCAGCCUUAAACCUACAUAGAGUAUAAACUGACCGAGAGACGCACACUAGAGGAAGCUCUCCUCCACAUGACUGAACGUUACAAGAAGAUCAACAUAGAGAUAUGGAGAAAUAUCCCUAAUCACUUUUAUUCAGAGAAGAUUUAAUUUAGUGCAAUAUUUUUGUUCUUUAAUGCAUGUGCAUUUUGAUUCAUUGUAUACUGGAACAAGUAAUUCAUAUUGUUUUUAAAGUAAAGAACACAAAAGAAGUCCCCAGAAACGUCUUCUUAUCCCAACAACUUCACAUUCCGUUGUUGUAACAAUACAAUGUUCAUUUUACAGACUUGUUUUAUAAGUCGGUGGUUUGUUAGUUUUGGGUGUGAGGAGAGUAUUUUCCACUCAUCCCUCGCCCACUCGAGGGUUUUGGGGUAUUGAUCGGGGUGGUG
This is a messenger RNA of Limanda limanda (common dab), 4732 nucleotides long. RefSeq names its product sorting nexin 13 (gene snx13). The transcript has 25 exons. Bases 284 to 3184 code for a protein of 966 amino acids. The record is from RefSeq and is a predicted model, not a curated record. Gene Ontology annotation, molecular function: phosphatidylinositol binding. NCBI's taxonomy places the organism in Eukaryota, Metazoa, Chordata, Actinopteri, Pleuronectiformes, Pleuronectidae. Gene Ontology annotation, cellular component: early endosome.